CGGCGCCGGGGCGCACCCGGAAGCGGCGACGGGCCUGGGGGUCCCAGGGGGUCCCGGGGACCUUUGGGGAUCCCCUGGGAGGCCCCAGGGCCGCCAUGGCGGGGGCGGCGGCGGCGGCGUUGCAGGUGCUCCGCCAGGGCGUUUGGGCCUCGCUGACCGGCGGCUGCUUCCUGGACCCGCAGCUCGGCGCCUUCGCCAACUGCGUCCGGCUCUACGUGUGGCUGUUCCUGCUCGGGCUGCCCCUUGGGCUCUAUUCGGCGCUGCCGCCCACCCCCGCCGUGGCCGCUCUGUACUGCGGGGUCGUGGCCGCGUUUUUCGGGGCCGUCAAGGCCGUGACGUUCCGGCUCCACGCGCAGCUCGACCGGGGGGGCUUCCAGGGGGACCCUGAGGGGGGGGCGGCCGCUCUGCUGCCCCCCCGUAGCCCUGAGGAGGGCGACGGGCCCCCCGGGCUCCCUGGGGGGGGUCUGGAGCUCUCGGUGCUCCGGUGGCCGCGUGCGACCCCCCCUGAACUCUGUGGCUUCAACCAGCUCUCGGAGCUGCUGCCGCACCUGGACACGGACAGGAUGGGUGAGCUCUGGAGCGGCACCAGUGGCAUCAUCACCGCCGCCGACCGGGAGCAUCUGUGCCGCGGCCCCCCCACGGGGGGGGGGCACCCCGAUGCGGGGGGGGGACUGGGGGAGGCACAGGGGCUGAGAGAGGGGAGCUGCGGGGGGGCUGGGGGUGCUGCCGGGGUCCCGCUGACCCUCGGACUCCCCCCAGCCCCAGAGAGCCCUCUGGCAGUCGGUGUAGAGGGGGAGGUCCCGCCUGGCAGCCCCCCACCAACACCCCCCCAGGGUAGGGGUCCCAGCAGCCUGUGCAUGGCCCUGAGCCCCCCCCAGCCCCCUGAGGCCCCCUGAGACCCCCUCAGCCACCAGUGACUCCCCUCGGGGGGUGAGAGGGGGCCCUGAGGGCGAUGGGCCAGGGGAGACCCCCUUGGGAGGAGAGUGGAGGUUGGGCCGACCCCAGAGCAGGGGGGUCUGGGGGGGGGCAGUGCUAUAACUGGGAUGUUUGGGGGGGCACUGGGGGGUGCUGCCCUAUAGUGGGAAACUUGGGGGUCCUGCCCCAUAACUAAGGGGCUCCAGAGGGCUGGGGGGGGCUUGUCCUGGCCAUAACCGGGGGGGCUAGGGGGGCUAAACAGCCUCAUGGUGAGAUUUGGGGGCACCUGAUCUCUGACAGGGGCUCUGGGACCUUUCACGGGGGGAUCCUGGGGAAGGCUGGGCUCUUUCUCUCGUUUUUGCUGGUUCUCAGUAGGGUUUUGUUGGUUUAGCGGGGUUUGGGGUUGGUACAAAUAAAUUAAUAAAUAAAACCUGAUAACAGUU
Molecule: messenger RNA, 1358 nt
Organism: Lepidothrix coronata (blue-crowned manakin)
Lineage: Eukaryota; Metazoa; Chordata; Aves; Passeriformes; Pipridae
Product: pecanex-like protein 3
Exons: 5
Coding region: 96-896 (266 amino acids)
Source: RefSeq, a predicted model, not a curated record